CCAAACAUCGUGCAGGCAAAGCCGGAUGAGGCCAUUCUACCAAGAGCCUUCUCCGUACCUACACAAACUCAGACCGUGGUGACUAGUGUCUUUGUGUGGAGUCGUGUGCACCUUGAGAUGUGUCGUGUGCAUUGUGUUGGUAAUGGCCGGUAAUAUUUCAUCCCUCAUCUCAUCCGUAGUAUAUAAACCGUCUGCAUCUCCGCUCAGCAUCACUCCAACCUGUCUCCCUGGCUGGUCGACAUGCAGUUCGUGUUGUUCCUCGUCGGUGCCGCGGCGUUUGUUUCAGCGGAGUCUCCAAUAUCGAAGAGCUAUCUUCCUCCGCCUCCUCCGAGUGACGUCAUCAGCUUCUCUCGAGCAGCUUCAUCGGGCCAGGACUUCCGAAGAAUUCAGGAGCUAGGAGACACGAGCUCGGGUCUAAGACACGCAGACAACAACUUUGAAAGGAUCAGUUCUAGGGGUCAGGGUGUGGGAGACGACGCUACGGGAAGGAGGCCCUCACAGGAACCAGCGGAUCCGGCCAAGUAUAUGUUCGGUUACUCGGUUAACGAGCUAGAGGGAGCAGACUUCGGUCACAGAGAGGAGAGGCUCGAGGAGAGGAGCCAGGGUCAGUACCGCGUGAUGCUUCCAGUCGGCAGAGGACAGGCAGUGGACGACGGAGCUGAAGGUCGCGGGUUCCAACCCCAGGUGGCCUACAGGAGCUCUGGCGCCUCGGCUGGGGGCUCUGGCUAUGACUCCUCACACAAGGAAUACAACCAGGGCGGCCGAGAGGGGCGAGGGGGGCGCUCAGGAUACUAACUAUUGAAUCGUUACUACUUCAUGAUGGCGUAUUCCAUUCUCUAUACUACCCUUCUAUGAUAUUUCCACAUUUUAAUAAAGAAUAUUAGUUCUCCUACUUCUUUUUUAA
Messenger RNA from Danaus plexippus (monarch butterfly), 904 nucleotides. RefSeq names its product pro-resilin-like. Gene Ontology annotation, cellular component: extracellular matrix. Bases 241 to 795 code for a protein of 184 amino acids. Lineage: Eukaryota; Metazoa; Arthropoda; Insecta; Lepidoptera; Nymphalidae. The transcript is spliced from 6 exons. The record is from RefSeq and is a predicted model, not a curated record.